AUGGGUAAGACCGCGGUCUUCGUCAUUUCCACCAUCCAGCGCCUGUCGCUGGCCGAGGCCGACCUGUCCAAGGACCACGUCGCGGUCCUGGUGCUGGCGCACACCCGCGAGCUGGCCUACCAGAUCAAGAUGGAGUAUGACCGCUUCGUCAAGUACUUCCCCUUCAAGGUGGCGGUCUUCUUCGGCGGUGAUGCCAUCCAGAACAACAUCAAGACCCUGAAGGAGGAGAAGCCCACCAUCGUGGUGUCCACCCCGGGCCGCAUGUUUGACCUGGUCAACCGCGGCGAGAUCGACCUCUCCCAGCUGAAGGUCUUCGUCAUCGAUGAGUCUUUUUGCUGA
Messenger RNA from Fonticula alba, 339 nucleotides. RefSeq lists its product as hypothetical. The transcript has 2 exons. The record is from RefSeq and is a predicted model, not a curated record. Gene Ontology annotation, molecular function: RNA helicase activity; RNA binding; ATP binding. The coding region runs from base 1 to 339 and encodes 112 amino acids. Lineage: Eukaryota; Rotosphaerida; Fonticulaceae.